Messenger RNA from Helobdella robusta, 1041 nucleotides. RefSeq lists its product as hypothetical. The transcript has 2 exons. The record is from RefSeq and is a predicted model, not a curated record. NCBI's taxonomy places the organism in Eukaryota, Metazoa, Annelida, Clitellata, Rhynchobdellida, Glossiphoniidae. The coding region runs from base 1 to 1041 and encodes 346 amino acids.
AUGGUAGAAGUGCCGUGUCUUACGUUUUAUUGCGUGACGACCUGUUUCGAAUACUGCCUGUCAGUAGCUCAUUUGUUGAAAACCUGCAACACGACUGCCUACAUGUUGAUUCAUGUGCCAACAAAACUCCUGGCCAAACAGCGACUUCGUCUCUUGUUCUGCACAGCCACCUGCCUUCUACUUGCCGGCUACAUUCUGACGUUUCUGCGCCUAGAGUCACUUCUCGGAUUGUCUGAAAGUCAACAGUUCUACGAAAAUGUGGCCGACUACCGCCACGGCGUGCAGUUUUUGUGCCGCGAGACGAUGGCGAGAGAUCGCCUGUGGAAGCACGCUGCUGCUAACGUUCUCAUCAAACGAAACUGGAUGACUGGAGAUGACAUGGGAUUCGGUCGGGAUAUUUUAGCCGAUAAAAAGCAAAAUUUCAAACCAAACGAUGAUGCUUUGGUUAGGCAGAAAUCGUCUCAACGAGAUGAAAAUGUUCCGAUUCUUCGUAAUAAACGAGCGAAUCCUAGUUUCUUAAAGUCAAAAAAUAAUUUCAAAAAUUCAGAAAACUUCCUUAAAGCAAAAGACGCAAACGAUCAGAAUGCUGCCUUCAACGCCAUGUCUUCGAGUUCUUCGAACGACAACCUCUUCGACAAGUUCCAGAGCCUAAUGGAGCAGAUCUGCCAGGAGUACACAUCUAUGCUGGCCACAGACGACAACGCAGAAAUUGUCACAUACCAAUCAAACUCUAACCUAUCAAACGUCGUUAACAUUGAGAUCGAAGUAAAAAAUAUGAAAAAUCAAGCAGACGAUAGAUUGCAAACCGCCGACGGACAGUUUGACAUUACGUCAACAAAAAAAGUACCGGCAUCCGAUAUGUUGGAUGAGGAUCAAGUCGGUUAUUUGAAGGAAAUAGUUAAAAUAUUUAGUCAGAGGAGGAGAGAUGUCAUUGGGGAUACAGACUUUCAUCUCAAAAUGAAGAAGAAGCGCUUAAAACCGAGACUUGAAAUCCACAGGACUCCUAAAUCGGGGUACUUGAACUUUUUUCAUAUUAAUUAA